Helobdella robusta is the source of this 1681-nucleotide messenger RNA. RefSeq lists its product as hypothetical. The transcript is spliced from 5 exons. Bases 1 to 1248 code for a protein of 415 amino acids. The record is from RefSeq and is a predicted model, not a curated record. NCBI's taxonomy places the organism in Eukaryota, Metazoa, Annelida, Clitellata, Rhynchobdellida, Glossiphoniidae.
AUGACUUCUAUGGGAAAUGAUGACCAAGUAUAUGCAGCAGAAUACAUCGUUAAAAGUCGAAAAAGAAAAGGGAAAGUUGAAUACUUAGUAAAAUGGCAAGACUGGAGUAGCAAGUUUAAUACAUGGGAACCGGAAUGUAAUAUACUCGACCAACGACUUAUAGAAACCUUUCUGCUAAAAUCGGAAGACCAAACUUUGAGAAAGGGAAAAGCAUUGAAGCAGCAGCAGCAGCAGCAGCAACAACAACAACAACAACAGCAAUCGUCAUCGUCGUCCUUUCAAGCAAGAACACAUAACGAUGAAUCAACAGCCAUUGCCGAGAGCGAAUUUUUCAUCAGCUCUGAAAGCGACGACGACGACGACGAUGAUGACGUCAGUUAUGACGUCACUUUCGACAUCAGGGCAAAAUCGAUAGCGUCAAAUUCACGCAAGCAAAUCUCUAAAGCAAGAAAAAUUUCCAACAAUAACAGUGGUUGCGGUGGACUUGCUAAUAAGAAACGAAAGCUAAUGUCAUCGCGUUAUCCCAACAACAACAACAAUAAUAACGUUAACAACAACAACAAUAUUAAUACGAACAACAACAACAAAAACAACAGUAAUAAUAAUAACAACAAUAAUAACGCCGACAUUAAUAACAAUACUAAUAGCACCGUUGACCGAAAUAAUAACAGUAUUAUAGACGCUUCUGAAAACAACAACAACAACAGCAACAACAACAAUAACAACAACAACAGCAACUACAACAACAAGAUCGUUGAGGACGGUGAUAUGGAGGAGGCUUACAGAAGCAUCAUAAGGUUGAAAAAAGUCGCCCCAUCUGCAAAAAAGUGGAGAACGAAAAUGAAGAGAAAAAUAAACAAAGGAAGAAAAAAUUUCAUCAAUACGGAAGCAAAAACUCGUAAAUCAUUCGAACCGUUUCUACCGACUCGACUUAAACCGACUCAUCACCAUCGUCAUCAUCGUCAGGAGCAACUUUCAGCCACAAACAACAGCAGCAGCGGCACCAGCAGCAAUCCAAUGUUAGAAAGCCAACUCGGCAAAACAUUGCAAUCGAACGGCGGAAAAAUCGCUAAAAGCUCCGACGAUUUCGAUUUACCAACAUAUUUAAACUCGAAAUGCACGAAAUUUCUCCUAGAUAACGUCAGCAUCACUGACGUAACUUACGACAGGUUGGUCGUUACAGUUCGUGAGUGUCCAACUGAUGAUGGCUUCUUCAAAAUGAAGAGGAACUCCUACACGGAUUUGUGAUGUAAUUAGUGAAAAAAUAUCUAUUACGUGUGUAGUGUUUGGUAAUUGUAGAUGAAUCAAAAAUAUAGGUGAAUUGAAUUAUCGAAUGAAUAAAUGAACGAAAGAAAGAAGGAAUGAAUGAAUAAACGAAUGAAUUUGAUGGAUGAACAAAUGAAUGAAGGAAUGAAAUUUACAGUAAUGAAUGAAAGAAUGAAUAGAUGGAUGGAUGAAUGAAUGAUAUUAAAUAUCAUUAUGUCGGCAUUGUUCUCUCCAGUACAAAACUGUAUUAAUUUUUUUCAAACGGGCAUCUUUCCUUUUUCGUGCAUCUUGUUCAAGGCAAUUAUAAAUUAUUUAACAACAAUAUACAUUCAAUAUUCAAUAAAUCGACUUAAAAUACUAUUUAUUUAAUUUUUUACGAUUUGUAGUAACAUUUAUAAAUAAAUGAUUCUUUUUA